This is a messenger RNA of Arabidopsis arenosa, 2628 nucleotides long. The record is from the annotation of a GenBank genome assembly. NCBI's taxonomy places the organism in Eukaryota, Viridiplantae, Streptophyta, Magnoliopsida, Brassicales, Brassicaceae.
CAAUUUUGUGAAACCAUUAGAAGAAGAAGAUAAUAAGCUUAUGGUUCCAUCGGAGAUAGAAAUUCUGGGAGACGAAUCUGAUCGUCGUUUCGCCAAUCUGAGAGGUGUGCGGUGGCGGGUGAAUCUCGGUGUUCUUCCGUUUCAGUCUUCUUCCAUCGAUGAUCUUCGCAAAGCAACUGCUGAAUCUCGCAGAAGAUAUGCUGCUUUAAGAAGACGUCUCUUGAUAGAUCCACAUUUGUCUAAAGAUGUUCGAAAUUCUCCUGAUCUCUCUAUCGACAAUCCCUUAUCCCAAAACCCUGAUAGUACAUGGGGUCGGUUCUUUCGUAACGCAGAGCUAGAGAAAACUUUGGAUCAAGACUUGUCUAGGUUAUAUCCAGAGCAUUGGAGUUACUUUCAAGCUCCUGGAUGUCAAGGAAUGUUAAGACGAAUUCUACUCUUGUGGUGUCUUAAACAUCCUGAGUAUGGUUAUCGACAAGGAAUGCAUGAGCUUUUGGCGCCUCUGCUUUAUGUACUUCAUGUUGAUGUUGAUCGUCUCUCUGAAGUGCGUAAAAGUUAUGAAGAUCAUUUCAUAGACAGAUUCGAUGGUUUAUCUUUUGAAGAAAGGGAUAUUACUUACAACUUUGAGUUCAAAAAGUUUCUGGAGGAUUUCACAGACGAUGAGAUUGGUGGUAUUCAGGGGAACUCAAAAAAAAUAAAGAGUCUAGAUGAGCUCGAUCCCGAAAUCCAGUCUAUCGUGAGGUUAAGUGAUGCUUAUGGAGCCGAAGGUGAACUCGGGAUUGUCUUGUCCGAGAAAUUCAUGGAGCAUGAUGCUUACUGCAUGUUUGAUGCUCUAAUGAAUGGAGCUCAUGGUUGUGUUGCAAUGGCUGGAUUUUUCGCUUACUCUCCAGCUAGCGGAUCCCACACGGGUUUACCUCCCGUUCUUGAAGCUUCCACUGCGUUUUACCAUCUUUUAUCGUUCGUUGAUUCGUCCCUGCAUAGUCAUUUAGUAGAACUCGGAGUUGAACCUCAGUACUUUGGGCUUCGUUGGUUACGAGUUUUGUUUGGAAGAGAGUUUUUGCUUCAGGAUUUAUUGAUAGUGUGGGAUGAGAUAUUCUCAGCAGAUAAUACGACGAGAACAGAUGAGGAUAACAAUAGAAACCAGAGCUACAAGAUCUUUGAUUCUCCUCGGGGAGCUCUAAUCUCGGGAAUGGCAGUUUCGAUGAUAUUAUGUUUAAGAUCAUCAUUGCUUGCUACUGAAAAUGCAGCUUCUUGUCUUCAGAGACUAUUGAAUUUCCCAGAGAACAUUGAUGUGAGGAAGAUAAUAGAGAAAGCUAAGUCAUUACAAACUUUGGCUUUGGAUGAUGAUGUACGAUCAUCAGCUCUGUCGAUAAAUGAUGGCUUUGAUCAGAGCAUCAGUCCAGCAGUACCGGCGAGAACUAACAGUUUUCCUUCGGGAUCUACUUCUCCUAAAUCUCCAUUGAUAAUUACACCACAAAGUUAUUGGGAGGAUCAAUGGAGAGUUCUACACAAAGCCGCCGAGGAAAAGAAACAGAGUCCUUCUCCAAUACAGAAGAAAAAGCCCUGGUUCAGGGUGAAAAGACUUUUCAGAACAGAGUCUGAGCCAACUCAGAGCGCCAAAUCAUCAAAUGGGAAAAGUGAAGUCAAGGUAUCAUCUGUUGCGCGUAACUUGCUUGAAGAUUUUAAUCGGCAGCUUGUUUCUGAACCUGUGGAAGCUAAUCCAAUAGAUGUUGUGCACAAUGAAGAUAGCUCAAUUCAAGAAGCCGAGGAUAUAAACACGGAUUUUGAAACUGCAGCUGAAGAGAGUAUAGUAAUGGAGGAGAAUUCAUCUGACGUUUUCUCAGAUCCAAACAGUCCUCUCAGAGGCUCAAACUACAUUGAGAAUGAUUCGGAUAGCAGUAACGAGUCAAAUCUAUUUCCCGAUGAAACAGUUAAAGAUCAAGAAACAAGCGUAGUAGAUUCGCCUCUUUCCAUUUCUUCUCAACCGAGCAUGGAGUUUAUAGUAUCUCUGUCUAAAGAUCAAGAAACAAGCGUAGUAGAUUCUCCUCUUCCCAUUUCUUCUCAACCGAGCAUCGAGUUUCCAGUAACUCAGUCCAAUGAUGAAGACAAUGCUGCAGAUAAAUCUGUGGCCAUUAUCAAGGAGCGUAGUAAGGUUUUACCAGGAAAAUUCCAGUGGUUUUGGAAGUUUGGACGCAAUAUCGCUGCUGAGGAGACGAGAUGUAAUGGUGUCGAAAGUAGUAAGAGCGAUUUAGUUUGCUCUUCCGAGUCACAUUCUCUUCCACAGGCUUCAUCUUCGAGCAGCAAAGGAGACACAGACCAGAAUGUGAUGAAUACUCUGAAAAACCUUGGCAAUUCGAUGCUCGAACACAUUCAGGUGAUCGAGUCAGUUUUCCAGCAAGAACGAGGUCAGGUUCAGGCAGGAUUAAUGGAGAACUUAUCUAAGACCAAUUUGGUCGAAAAGGGACAAGUCACAGCCAUGACAGCUCUCAAGGAGCUUCGUAAAAUUAGUAAUCUUUUGUUGGAAAUGUGAUGGACCCUUUGAUUCUUCUUGUUCUGCUCUGUGUACAUAUAUAUCUAAAUUUUUUGUAAAGUAUUGUUCUUUAGAGCACGGAAUAAAGAUAAAGGAAAAGU